Messenger RNA from Lytechinus pictus (painted urchin), 1789 nucleotides. RefSeq names its product 5-hydroxytryptamine receptor 2A-like. Lineage: Eukaryota; Metazoa; Echinodermata; Echinoidea; Temnopleuroida; Toxopneustidae. Gene Ontology annotation, cellular component: membrane. Gene Ontology annotation, molecular function: G protein-coupled receptor activity. Gene Ontology annotation, biological process: G protein-coupled receptor signaling pathway. The record is from RefSeq and is a predicted model, not a curated record. The coding region runs from base 302 to 1468 and encodes 388 amino acids. The transcript has 3 exons.
AUAUAAAGAGAGAUGCACUUCAGAUGGAGUAUGACAAAGCAGAGCGUGAAAAGCUAAACGACAAAGAGAAAGUCCAAGUGGAAGCUCCGAGUCGAUGAAGUAGUUUCUUUUGGUAAUAUCUCGGAUAGGAUCGCAAAGUCAAAGCGUUUUAUUGGCGGAUAAAUCCGGACGGCCAUUUCGUUGCCCGUUCUUGACGAAUAAGCCAAGUUUAUUUAGUUUUCCUGAUCUGCUGAUAGAAAAGUAGGAGGCGGGAAAGGAGGUUUGAGCUUCUUUUCCAACCGAGAAAAUCUCGGCAAGAGACAUGGCGACAGCAAAACUCCUCAACGCAACAGCAAUGAUGAUGACCACCGAUGUCUAUUACGAAGGCAUAAACGUUACUCUUUACGACGACGCUUCUGAGGUCGAUGAUCGUGGAGAGGGUCAUCUUUAUAGUGAUGAUGAUACUCUCUUCGCCAUGGUCAUCCUCUACUUCAAAAUUGUCAUCAACAUCGUGGGCAUGGUCGGCAACGUCGUGGUCAUUCUAUUGAUCACGCUAUGCCGCGAUCUCCACACCGCGGCCAACUACCACUUCCUUAAUAUGGCUGUGGCGGACUUCAUUCUCCUCCUCGAGAACAUUGUGAGGAGGAUCGGCAACCUCAUGGACGUCGAUGUCCUACAGUCAUGGAACUGCGUUCCAGUCUUUCUUCAUACGGUGGUUGUUCAGACGUCGUCGUUGACCUUAGCCGCCGUAUCCAUUGAUCGCUAUAAGCUCAUCGUCAGACCACUCAAGAACUUACAUGAAAGAUCAGCGCUUAGUGUCACCCUUUCGCUUGUUGCAGUAUGGAUUGUUUCGUUCGUUCUCCACAUCCCGAUUGCAGUCUUCACGGUCCAGACUGCUAGUUACUGCAAGACAGUAUUGCCAUGGGUCCAUGGAAAACUGGUCUUUGGUGUCUACAGCAACGUCGUCCUUUUCUACUUGCCCACGAGCAUCGUUCUCUUCUGCAAUCUGUGUAUCUUAGCCAAGAUCCGGCGAAAAAUGCCCGGCUUAAGAUUCCGUCUUCCCGCCUCGAAACCAAUGGAAACAUCCACCACCAGCAACGAGUGCGUUGACGAAAACUCAUCGAAGGACGCAACCAAUUAUCCUUCCGCCACCCAAUCGUCCCCUCAAUCGAAAACGAGGCAAGUUAGCCGCAGAGGACGCAGUGCGCGCAUCGUCAUGACAGUGAUGUUCGCGUACAUCGCAUUCAACCUCCCGUUUUACGGCUUCUACACCGUUGCUCUCAUUCCCGGUGCCAUGUCUUGGAAUGUUUAUUUAAAUGGUCACUUGUAUUUGGCUGUGCUAUUGCUAAUCAAUAGCGCCGUCAAUCCAUUCAUCUAUGCCUUGAUGGGUUCCAAAUAUCGAAAGCAUUUUCGACAGGUUGUGCGAUAUCUUUGCUGCUCAUUUAAGAUCUGCACCCCUUCUCCAGUCUCUGAAGUUCAUAACGACUAAAGAGGAUCGAUUGUGACAAGAAGCAGGGGUGACCAGGGUCCCGUAACACAAAGGUUAGCGAGUAAUCGUACGCCUGAUUUUUACGAUUGAUUGUACAUUAUAGUUAAUGCAAUCAAUCGUAAAAAAAAUGUUCUACGUUCAUUGCUAAGCUUUAUGUAACGGGCCCCAGGGGUUGGCAUACAUGACACGCCAGGGGCCCUGUUACAGAAAGAGGUGUUAUCAACCGAAACUCCCACAAUCAAUCGUAACUUGAUUGUCAGUCAAUGAAACGCGCAGGGGCGGCGGAACCGGAAGGCAGUGGUCACUUGCCCCUCCCCCCCC